Molecule: messenger RNA, 720 nt
Organism: Hibiscus syriacus
Lineage: Eukaryota; Viridiplantae; Streptophyta; Magnoliopsida; Malvales; Malvaceae
Product: ethylene-responsive transcription factor ERF105-like
Exons: 2
Coding region: 24-665 (213 amino acids)
Biological process (GO): ethylene-activated signaling pathway; regulation of DNA-templated transcription
Molecular function (GO): DNA binding; DNA-binding transcription factor activity
Source: RefSeq, a predicted model, not a curated record
CAACUCAUCAAACCCACAAACGAAUGGCUUCUUUUGAAGAAACAUCCGCCUUGGAACUCAUAACCCAACACCUCCUCUCUGAUUUUGAUUCUUCCCCAAACCCCCACAAGUCUUCUCUCUGUCAUCGCCGUCCUUCUCUCAACGUCACCAUCCCUCACCCCACACCGGUUGUUAAUGCGGCUGCCGGCGAGAAAAGGAAGCACUACAGGGGCGUGAGGAGGCGGCCGUGGGGCAAGUUCGCCGCUGAAAUCAGAGACCCUAACAGAAAAGGCUCAAGGCUUUGGCUUGGAACCUUCGACACCGCCAUUGAAGCUGCUAAAGCUUACGAUAGAGCUGCUUUUAAGCUACGUGGAAGCAAGGCCAUUUUGAACUUCCCUCUCGAAGCAGGUGAAUCGAACUCGACUCCGUCUGAAUCAACUCAUGACUCGUUCUCGAAUAAAAGAAAAAGAAAGGAGGAAGAGGAGAGCAUGGAGGGUAAAGCAGUGAAGAAGGAAGAGGUGACGGAGACGGAAACGGGAAGUAUGACGACGUCGGGGGUAUGUUUAACGCCGUCAAAUUGGAAUGGGUUUUGGGAUGCUGUAGAUAUGAAGGGAAUAUUCAGCAUACCUCCGUUAUCACCGUUGUCUCCGUUUGGGUAUUCUAUUUCGGGACUUGCCGUUAUCUAGCCGUUAAUACAUCGGCAAGGUUGAAGUUAACGGCCGUGAAGAAGUGUUGUCAGUG